CUCGCUGCGCGCAAGCACACGUUGUUUGCCGGUUUUAGUAUUUAGCUUAUUGUUAUUUUUUUUUACUAAUAUAUUUUUAUUAUUACCGCCAAAAUGGCGUCAGCCGUGAUCAAGUUCAGUGCCAUAUUUAUGUUAAUUUGCCUGUGCGCCGCUGAUGUGUCUGAGCUCCCAGGAGUGAAGAAGCUAGGCGCGGCGCCCGUGACCGAAGUGUGCUUGGGAUGCAUCUGCCAGGCUGUAUCAGGGUGCAAGCAGGGCACACAGUGCGAGGGCGACCACUGCGGCUUGUUCCACAUCACGUGGCCUUAUUGGGCCGAUGCCGGGAAACCCACCAUCAACGGACUCUCUCCCGAAGAUCCGCAAGCAUACCCAUCGUGCACCAACGACCCUUACUGCGCUGCUCUGGCGGUCCAGGGCUACAUGGCUAAAUACGGACAGGACUGCAACGGUGAUGGCCAGAUCAACUGCUACGAUUACAUGGCCAUCCACAAGAAGGGUGGAUACGGGUGUGCAGGUGACCUGCCGUUUGAUUACGUCAACAAGUUCAACCAAUGCGUGGCGGCUGUCGCGGCACACCAGGGAUAAACUUAACUUUCAACAAUCUAUCAACAAAUCAAAUAAUGAUAUCAUAUAUUCUGUUAAAAAGACUCCCUUCUAAAACUGACUGUGUGUGAGUCCUUUGACAGUUUUGUAAUUACUUAUACUAAGAAAAAAAUUUCAUUCAUAUUAAGACUCGUUUAAUUAAAGUUAACUGAGAACUAAAUCAUAAGAACCUAUCUUAUGCUUUAAUUCUAAUAUCUUUGAUUUCCUUUUUAUUUUUUGUACAACUUUUUAUAUACUUUUCUUCUUUAUAAAAUUGAAUUGAAUCUUUGAAUUGUAUUUGAAAUACUCAAUGUCUCUUUUUCUUUUUGUUCACAAAGCUUAAAUUAUGAAAUAAUAUUCUUUCUGUGACGAAUUGGAGAAUUUUCAAUAACUCUGCAUUUUACUUCAAGUAAGAACACUAGUCUUAGUUAAAAUAAGAUUGUGAAAUUAAAACUUAACGUAUGAAACAUCAAAAUAAAUUAUAUAAAAAAUAAAGGCAUGUUUUUAUUGUGGAAUCCUAGCAGAAAACAAAGCAUUUUUUAUUUCAGAACAUAUAUCCUGUAAAGUCAGUAAAGUAAUUUGCCGAAAUAUAUGUACGCACUUUUCAUUAUUUACUAUCUAGUCUAGAUAGUCACCUUGUAAACACGACGAUAAUUCAUCUCCACAUUGAUCAUUUAGUAACUCGCUAUUUUAAGUCUUUUAGUUUCAUAAUAGGUAAUUGCAGUUACCUGGAAUAUUGCUCGCCAGUGUGGAAUCCGCAUUACGAUGUGUACUCAAAACGAAUAGAACUAGUCCGAAAACGCUUCUUGUGGCAUUUGUCUUUCCAGCAUCAUCUUGCUAAAAAAAUGCCUAGUUAUGAGGAACGGCUGCGACAUUUCAGGAUGAGCAAGUUGGAAACCAUUUUUGGAUCUCAUGUUUUUAUUUAAUGUUGUAAAUAACAGUCCUGAUGUUGAUGAUAAUGUUGAUGAUGAUGAUGAAGCGAUUGAUGAUAACAAUAAUUAAUAAUACUUAAUGUUUAAAAUAAUGAUGCUGCUAAUAAUACUGUACUUUAAUUUUUCAUAAAAAAAAACAAAAAAAGGAAUUCUAAUAUUGGGCCUUCUUUUUUUAUUUAUUUAAACAAUUUUCAUGAAGCUACAUGCAUGCCAUUUCGCAUUUCAGCUUACAAUAGUAUCUAUUAACAAAAUACAAAGCGGCACGCAGGAAGAGGUCACGCACGGCAUUUUUCAGUUUUUUUUUUCAAUUGAGAAAUUGAUGUUUAUUCUAUUUUUUCACAAUUUUGUAUAUUGGGCUAUAGCUACAUGCAUGCCAUUUACAUUCAUGCUUAAAAUAAUGUAAAUUCACGAAGUACAAAACGGCAUGCAAAAACAAGUCACCUAAAUUUGCAGUGUGUUUUUCAUCACGCAUGCCUCAAUUUUGCAACAUCCUGGUGUGCAUGCCAAUUUUCCUACUAUUAAUUAAUGAUACAAAUUAAGUAUCCUUUCAAUGGCAUGCAGUUUAGAAUCACGGAAAAUCUGUGUUCAAAUUUUACAGAGUUAUCCGGAAAUUUACCACUGUUGGUAUGACCAAGGGGUGCAUGCCAAUUUUUCCAGAGUGUUUUUAUUACAAAACCUUCCAUUCGGCAUGCAAUUUCAAAACACGGAAUUGCCCUUUAAUUUUGUUCAGGUUUUCAGAAUCCUAUCAUCAUCUUGGGCCACUGCGGAGUGCAUGCCAUAAAUUAUUAUAGCUUUAAUUUGUUUAAACUUCCGUAUAUUACAAUGGCAUGCAGUAUACUAUCACAGAAAAAUACAAAAUCCGCUACACAAAGAAAAGCGCUUUUCCUUAUGAAGAGGACGCGCGGGGGGCUAAAACCCCGA
Molecule: messenger RNA, 2432 nt
Organism: Chilo suppressalis (striped riceborer)
Lineage: Eukaryota; Metazoa; Arthropoda; Insecta; Lepidoptera; Crambidae
Source: the annotation of a GenBank genome assembly